CCUUACUACUAUUCGUCGAGAGGCACGGUUUACUACACUCCUCGGAGCACAACCGCGGAUAGACGCCCCCGCCGCAUUGCAGCCACCAGCCCAAGUCUGCCAGCGCCACACAUUGGUCCUCGCCAACGCCGCCCGCACUCAAUCCACAUCGUUUCCUAUCCUUCCGGAUACAUACCCCACGAUCUGAGACCUAAACCAACAUCCAGAGACCUGCGCAGGCAACGGAGGAAAGAAGAAGAAAAACAAAAGAAGAGGGAAGAGGAAGACAAGAAGAAGGAGGAAGGAAAGCAGAGAAGGCAACGUGAACAGGAGGAGAGGAGGAGAAGAAGGGUUCAGGAACAACAAGACAAGAGGAGGUCUUUUGCUUCGUCGUUCUCUGGCGGUGAAAAGAGGGUUGGUACCUUGCUCAACAAGUUCAAGGCUGCUUUCUCGUCCAACGAGGCCGAGUCGCAGAGAUCAACAGCAGCCCCCGACGUCGUUGCGACAUCGGGAACAACAAGAUCGCAGCCGAGAGCACGGGUGCGCCCUGUCAGCUGGUUGAGUGUUACGAGCAGGCUGUCAAGAGCAGAGGACACUCUCGAGGCUGAGCAGGUUUCAUUGUCGCGUGUGUCGUCCCUCCGAAGGCCAACAACCGCACCGCAGUGCUCAACCAAUCCACACCGGAACAGCUUCAUGUCUGUCAGGUCGGCCAAUAAGAGUGUUGUCAGCUCUUCUGUGCAAGAAAUUCAGCAGCCAAAGCCCACUGCUUCUGGUAGCGGACUCUCAUGUACGAUCCUCCUGGCAGAGCCCAAUGUUUUCCUGACGGGAUUCGACCACGAUGGCCACACGCGACAGGAAAGCCACAACUCGACUGCCCUUCUGCGGGGGAAGCUGCAGCUCAACGUGUCAAAAAAUACCAAGAUCAAGUCCGUUACGCUCAAACUGUUGGGAAGGGCGCGCACGGAAUGGCCAGAAGGAAUCCCACCCCUCAAGGUCGACAUGUACGAGGAGGAGUCGUUAAGGACUCAGGCCCUGACCUUUUUCCACGCCAUGCACGACGGCUGGGAGACCGAGUUUGGCAACCAGUGCUCAUACACGCUGAAGGGUCAGAACAACCACCCCAGCUCGAAUCUCAUCAGGCCGUCUCUGAGCCCUGGAGACUCGGGCAGCUCGCUGGGCAGUCGGCCCCGGUCGAAUUUGAGCGCCAAGGAGUUGAAGAAGCUGUCGCUCCGCUCGGUCGAGUCCAGAAGUUUUGGCAAGAGCGACUCGCCAGCAGCGAGCCAAGUGCAGGCUAAAGGCUUCAAGGUCUUCUAUCCCGGCACGUACGAGUACACCUUUGAGCUCCCCAUCGACCACCACCAGCUCGAGACCAUCAAGCUUCAGUACGGUUCCGUCAAGUGGGAGCUCGAGACGACCGUCGAGCGUGCAGGCGCCUUCAAGCCCAAUCUCCACGGCAGCAAGGAGGUGUCGAUCGUGCGCGUGCCAGACCAGAUGUCGCUUGAGACGUCGGAGCCCAUCUCGAUCUCGCGCCAGUGGGAGGAUCAGCUCCACUACGACAUCAUGAUCUCUGGAAAGUCCUUCCCCAUCGGCGCCAAGAUCCCCAUCGCCUUCAAGCUCACGCCCCUCGCCAAGGUGCAGGUCCACAAGCUGAAGGUCUUCGUGACCGAGUCUAUCGAGUAUUGGACCAACGACAGGAAGGUCACCAGGCGAGACCCGGGGAGAAAGAUUCUCCUGCUCGAGAAGACAGCCGGCAGGCCCAUCGACAAGCAGUUCGCGUCGAGUGAGCUUCGCAUCCUCAGCGGCGGAGAGCUGUCCCCAGACCAGCGGUUCCAAGCGCGUGAGUCGGCCGCCCGCAGGAGGACUCUGGACGCACAGCGCACUGGGUCGCUGGCCCAGCCUCUGCCAGAACCUACGGAGAACCUGCUCGGCGAUCUGGACCUCGGUCUAGAGACGUACUGGGGCUCGACGGAGAUGGAGAUGAAUGUCCAGAUGCCGACCUGCGAGAUGAUGGCCAAGGACAAGUCGCUGCGGAUGCACCCGGACUGCAGCUGGAAGAACGUCAACGUGUACCACUGGAUGAAGAUUGUGAUGCGCAUCUCCCGCCUGGAUCCUGACGACCCAGCUGGCAAGCGCAGGCGGCAUUUCGAGAUCAGCAUCGACUCGCCCUUCACAGUGCUCAACUGCCGCGCGACACAGGCCAACACUGCCCUGCCUCAGUACGACAGCCCAGACGCCCUGAGUGAUUUCCGCCGGCAGACGUCCUGUGGAUGUCCCGACGCGCAGGUCCUCAGCACAAGCGGAGGCAACAACGGCGGAGGACUUACGCCAGAGAACACCAGCGCCACGCAGCUCGACAGCGUUGCGCUCCCCGCGCCACCUCGCGCAGCUCACCUGCACACGGCAUCGCAGGGCAUCAACGGUAACUCCGCCUCCACCUCUCCAACUACGGCACCUACUGGCGGCCCAGGCGGCCUAAACUCGACGCCGCCCACCUCGGCGAAUCCCCUGCAGCGGGUACGUGACCAGGACGCCUCCGCCCGCCCAAUCCACCUCAUUCGGUACCCAUCAUUCGACCCACCGCCCUUCAAUGCCGAUAACCCUCCGCCGCCGAUGCCUACACCCCCGCCCAAUUACGACCUUGUGGUCGGAACGCCAAGUGUCGAUGGCAUGGCGGGUUACUUUGAGCGUCUCCUCCGCUACGAGUGCCCAAACCAGCAAGAACAAGAAGAGCAAACGGGAAGCAACUAUUUCCCUACAGGCGCGGACGGGCCUGAAGCAGAACCUAGCUCGUCGCAAGCAGGACACGCCGGCACCGGCGGCGGAUCGGACGAUGAUGGGGAUGACACGGAGGUCGAAUCCGACUCCGACUCGGCGGAUGAGAGGGGUCCUGCUCGGACGGUCAGUCGUGCGGGCACGGUGAACAUCGCAAACCCUCGUACUCCUGGAGGGAGGCUGGUCCCGAGCAGGAGUUUUGAGAUCACAAGGCCU
Cryphonectria parasitica EP155 is the source of this 2967-nucleotide messenger RNA. RefSeq lists its product as uncharacterized. The annotation marks the transcript as partial. The record is from RefSeq and is a predicted model, not a curated record. Gene Ontology annotation, molecular function: ubiquitin protein ligase binding; protein-macromolecule adaptor activity. The transcript has 2 exons. Gene Ontology annotation, cellular component: cytoplasm; cytosol. Gene Ontology annotation, biological process: ubiquitin-dependent endocytosis. Lineage: Eukaryota; Fungi; Ascomycota; Sordariomycetes; Diaporthales; Cryphonectriaceae.